ACCAAUCCCCUUCUUCCUCCUCAGCCUCCUCAGCGUGAAGAUGACAAGGAUGAAGACCUUUAUGACGAUCUACUUCCACUUAAUGAAUAGCCUCCUCGCUGGGGAGGCAGAGUCCUCACGUGGUCUCCUUCCUCGCUCACAGCCUGUGCCCCGGGGAGCCUGGUUUGCAGACAACCGCAGUGGUGUCCAUGGGCUCUGGAGACCAUCGGUUCAGCCUCACCGAAAUCCUGUCUCAGGACUACAGCGUCCGGGAGGAGUGCGAGGAGGCCUCAAGGUGCCCAGACAAGCCCGAGGAGGCACUGGAGAAGGACUUCAUCUCCCAGAGCAGCGACAUGCCCCUCGACGAGCUGCUUGCACUCUACGGCUAUGAGGCUUCAGACCCCCUCUCAGAACGGGAGAGCGAGGGUGGCGACAUGGCCCCCAACCUCCCGGACAUGACCCUGGACAAGGAACAAAUAGCGAAGGAUUUGCUUUCAGGGGAAGAAGAGGAAGAGACACAGUCAUCUGCAGACGACCUCACCCCAUCCGUGACCUCCCACGAGGCCUCCGACCUUUUCCCUAACCAGAGUGGACCUCGUUUCCUGGCUGGCGAAGACAAAGGGCCCGACUCCUCUGCCUCCUCCGACGCCGAGGAGGACUCCCUUCCUGCCAACAAAUGUAAGAAGGAGAUCAUGGUGGGGCCUCAGUUCCAAGCCGACCUCAGCAGCCUGCACCUGAACCGGCACGGGGAGAAGAUCUACGAGAACGAAGACCAGCUGCUCUGGGACCCGGGCGUCCUCCCCGAGAGGGAGGUGGAGGACUUCCUGUACAGGGCCGUGAAGCGGAGAUGGCACGAGGUGGCUGGGUCUCAGCUCCCGGAGGGAGAGGCCGUGAAGGACAGUGAGCAGGCGCUGUACGAGCUGGUGAAGUGCAACUUCAACGUGGAGGAGGCCCUGCGGAGGCUGCGGUUCAACGUGAAGGUCGUCCGAGAUGGGCUCUGUGCCUGGAGCGAAGAGGAGUGCAGGAACUUUGAGCACGGCUUCCGAGUGCACGGAAAGAACUUCCACUUGAUCCAGGCCAACAAGGUGUGGAUGCUGGUGCCCUCCACCCGCCAGGCUCCGCUGCGAGCUCCUCGUUCUGAGCGGCCCCGGCCUAGCCACGAUGGGCUGCGUGUGGCUGGGUUUGUGGGCCUGCAGACACACUGUUC
This is a messenger RNA of Carlito syrichta (Philippine tarsier), 1186 nucleotides long. RefSeq names its product MIER family member 2 (gene MIER2). The record is from RefSeq and is a predicted model, not a curated record. Gene Ontology annotation, cellular component: nucleoplasm. The annotation marks the transcript as partial. Gene Ontology annotation, molecular function: transcription corepressor activity; histone deacetylase binding. Lineage: Eukaryota; Metazoa; Chordata; Mammalia; Primates; Tarsiidae. Gene Ontology annotation, biological process: negative regulation of transcription by RNA polymerase II. The transcript is spliced from 11 exons.